Molecule: messenger RNA, 3803 nt
Organism: Pocillopora verrucosa
Lineage: Eukaryota; Metazoa; Cnidaria; Anthozoa; Scleractinia; Pocilloporidae
Source: RefSeq, a predicted model, not a curated record
GUAAAUUUGAACAAAUAACUACAAUUAUAAUCAUUGUUGAUAUCAUGAUAACCUUUUGCUGCUAAUAAGUAGACAGUUUUAAGAUCUAUCAACUCUUUGGUCUAGAAGUAAGGCAGAAAUUAAAUCAUUAAAAACUGAAUCAUCAAGCGAUGAGUGGUGAAGUUCCCGGCCACUACCAUUUAGUGUGGUUAAAUUCCUGUCUACAAGAGACACUCCUACCAGGCUCUUCUUGGACUAAGAUAAGAGAUGCAAUCAAUGCAAGGCUAGUCACCAAAGUGGAAGCAUUUUGCAAAAAUUCUCAAACUGAGAGGAUUCAGUCUUUGUUGCAUCUGCUGGGAAGACAGUUUGUAGAGACAUACCUUGGCAGUUUAGCUCUUUAUAACCAGGCCACCCAAGACAAGUGGGAUCUCUCAGAUUCUAACAAAGAGGAAGCAGAAGCAUGGCUGAAAACAGCACUUCAUGAGAUCACAGGAAGUCUUGGGUUACAAUGGAGAGAGAGCAGAGAUGCUGUGUCUAGGGAUAUGUUGGAGUUUGUUGGGUUUGCUCAGCAAACAGUGCAAAGAGGAAUGGAGAGAGAAUUGGCAGCAACAGAACAGAAGGUUGUUCAUGAUCAAGAAAAGAGUUUAUCAAACAGUCAAAAGCCAAGUCUCCUUGGAUGCAGCCACCAAAGUGAAACUCUUGGCAAAGCUGUGGCUGCCCUCCUCAAAAGACACCCCUCUCAGCUAGGCCGCAUCUGUGAACAACUCCAAGGACGACCGUUGACUAAUUCCCUGAGACACCUGAUUUGGUCUAUGAACCUACAGAGGAAUAAUCUAGACAGUGUAAACUCCCACGAGGACUUAGAAACUGAAAUGGAAGAAAUCAGAUCUCAGUUUGAAGUGACUCUUUCUUGGGGUUUAAAAGAACUGGGUGUGUCAAGCGCAGUUCACUCCCCCAUAGCAGGGGUGGUAGAAAAUGCUGUCUCUGAGGCAUACAAAUACAGACAUGGUUUUCACAGUGAAUUGGUCACUGAGAUGCAAAUAAGGCUAGUGGUGGAAGCCUUGAAUGUGCUGUAUGUCUACAAUAGGAGUUAUGAACCUCAGUAUGCCUUGCUUGUGUAUCCACUGAUUGUUAGUGCUCUGAAUGAAUACAAAGAUGCAGGAAAUUCAUCUCAAGAUGUGGCUCACAAGCUUGCAAUAUCCCUGCACCUUUUGCUCAAAAAUUGUUUCCCAACAAGGCUGAAAAUCUUCAGCAUGGCUGAUCAUGUCAUGCAAAGACUGCAACGUGAAGAUGAGGAGCUGUACAAUCACCUAACUAGUGAAACACUAAAGAAUCUGUCUUCUAACCCAAGAGAAUUCCUGGUGAAUUUUAUUCACACAGAGAAAGAGAAGGCCAUGUUGGCCGAAAGACAGGCAGUGGGAAGUUCAUUUGAAUCAUUGCCAUCUGAUGCUAAGGAGCUGCUGUCCCACCCUGUUAUGUUUAUAAGAAAAUGGAUAGCAGAGGGCUUUGUGGGCAUUCUAGGAGUCCAUGCUGUCAUGCUUGUGUGGGAUCAGUGCUUCCUGAGUAACUGGAAGCAUAAUGUGAUGGAGAACACAUGUCUUGUCAUUCUCCAGCUCUUGAGAGUACACAUUUUAGAAGCUGAGGGCUACAUUGGCAUCAGAAAGAGUUUGUUGGAUCAACCAUCUGAGUUGUUUACUGUAGAUGUUCAGAAAGGACUGUCAUACCUGCACAAUGGAGGAGCAUUAAUUGAUGUUGGAUCACUCAGACAGCCCACACCCGUCCCAUCACCCUCAGAGCAUGGUGAAACUGUACCUAGCCCAAUACCAUCUGCAUCUGAAUCUAGUCAGUCAUCACUAACCAGACCAAUCAGUAGACGUUCUACACCCAGGACACCUUUCCAGGCUGAUCCUGUGGAAUUAUGGGUUGAGGCCAAAGCGACAUCAUCACCCAUGGAAGAGACUACUAACUAUGAUUCAUUUGAUGUGUAUAUUGAUGAAGUGAGGUUUUUACCUGACAAUGCUACUAUCAUAAAGGUUACUGGUAGUAUUUUGGGACCUUUUUGGAAGACACCUGAGACUUUGGAGAUCUCACCCGUUGAGGCAUUUCCAAUGCUAGAUUCAUCAGCAAGAUGUCCUAAAUUUCAUUAUAAGUACACUGUAAAUGCCCCUGCAAGUGGCAUUCCAGAAGAAGUUAUGUUGCUGCUGAGAAUCUACACACUAGAUAUUAACAGUGGAGAUUUGAUUGUCAUUGGAAACAGCAUAAUCAGGAUUUUCACUGAAAAAGACAAUGAGUGGCAUCUUAAUGUCGGAGGACAUCAGCUCCCCUUGAAACAUAUUCUUCCAUCCACUGUGGCCAGACUUACAGAAGAGUCUUUUGAUGGCAUAACAAAGGUUCCUGUCUGUUCAGUUCUCAUCAGGCUCUUGCCUCAUUCAGAGGUGUUCAUUGAGGCCCCUGGUUAUGCAAGUGGAUUCUAUGUCAGUGAUCAUUGUAAACCCAACGAAUCAGAGAGGUGUAUAUUCAGAAGGUUCCAAGGCUAUCAUGCUUAUCCUCCAACAGUAAGGGAGGCUGUGCGUGACAUCAAAGAAGAGGAAGCAAAUCAAGAUACAGAAGAGUUUGACCUCGCAAAUGAUCAAGUUGUCACUCAGUGGUAUCAACGAAGGACAAGCAAACACAUUUUGAUGAGGGAGCCACCCAAGGCAAUGGACCUGAUCAAAGUUGUGCAAUAUGACCAGAAACAGGGUCUAUCCAUAAUGGUUGAACAGGCAUUUGGCCUUCCAAACACGCACUUUGUAAAUGCCUUGCUACAUGUGUCUCCUGGACAUGAUGUGCAAGAUAAACAAGCAACAGAGGAAGGCCUUGGUGGAGAAGAGAAGGCAUUGGUAAAACAACGGGACUUCAACAGCUUCCAGAAAUCACCCAAAUGGAUAGACCCAUUUAUGGUGUUUCACCCUCACUGGGAUGAAAUGACAGUUUUGAUAGUAAGGCUGUACUCACUUGAUGCGUCAUACACCCCUCGUGGUGAUGGAGCUGGACCAGGCUCUGUUGCUGAUCGAAAAGGAAAGACUUUGACUCUGGUCCCAGCUGGAUGGACUGUACUUCAGCUCUUUUCAAACGAGUAUGUGAAUGCUGGAGUGCACUAUUUACCCCUCUUUGAAGGGACUCCAAGUGCAACUUUUCUAGAAUUUGUAUCCAAUCAUUCAGUGGAGACGAGUUUGCAGGAAGCAAUCAAGCAAAAUAUACACAAUUUGUUGGGUAUCUCCUGCGUGGCUGUUCGACUUUGGGAUGCACAUUACUCCCCAGAUGAAUGCAUUCCUUUACCAGUUAAGGAAGAACUUUUAUCUCUUGGAAGACAAGACAGAUACUGGAGAACAAUCCAGACAACUUCAGGGAAGUUAAUCUCUGAUAUGGUAUUACAGACUCUCACCCGGCAGGAACGGAAACAAGGUGUGGCAGGGAGUCGGUACAUUGCUGAGAAAGAAAACUAUGAAGAGGCUAUGAACAGUGCAUUCAAUAACCUUUUGGUUGAUGUUCUUCUGCAGAGUGGCCUGGGGCCAUUGACAUGAUGGUGAAAGAGGGUCUGAGUUUUUCAGUGAUGAUAAUUAAAGUUGGUUUGACAUAAUGGAGAGAAUGUAGUCCAUCUUGCAGUUCUAGAUUUUUUCUUCAUUAUUUAUUUUUUGAACUCUGUUCAAAGCACUGGUAUACUAAAUGAGAAUUGUUUUUGUACAUAAGACUACCUGAAGAUAGAUAAGCAAAAAAUUGUACAAACUUGGUGAUAACUUUUAUUUUUUUAAUUUAAUACUAAGCAAUAAAAUUGCUAGUGAAUC